Molecule: messenger RNA, 507 nt
Organism: Eimeria mitis
Lineage: Eukaryota; Apicomplexa; Conoidasida; Eucoccidiorida; Eimeriidae
Exons: 3
Coding region: 1-507 (168 amino acids)
Source: RefSeq, a predicted model, not a curated record
AUGUGUUGCUGCUGCACCCGACAGCAGCAGCAGCAGCAGCAGCAGCAGAACCAAGACGAGGAGUCGCAGCAGCAUCCCGAUCAGCAGCAGCAGCAGCAGCAGGACCACCACCACCCCCAGCAGCAGCAACAGCAGCAGCAGCAGCAGCAGCAGCAGGAGGAAGAAGAAGAGAGCGGGGUGCAUGCGGAUGGGGGGGAGUUGCUGCCGCUUAGCUGCGGCGCGCAGCCGCUGGUUGCUGCUUCAGGUGCAGCAGCAGCAGCAGCAGCAACAGCAGCAGCAGCAGCAGCAGCAGCACCGUCUCCUUGGUUGGGGACGCGGCUGCGUUGCUGCAACGUGCUUAUUGCUUCUUAUCCUGUUGCAGCAGCAGCAGCAGCAGCAACAGCAGCAACAGCAGCAGCAGCAGCAGCAGCAGCUGGCAAACCGCAGCAGCAACUCCGGGUGCUGUUGCUGUUGCUGUUGCUGCUGCUGAUGGUGAUGGUGAUGAUUGUGUUAGAUUUUUUUUUUUAG